Spirodela intermedia is the source of this 1008-nucleotide messenger RNA. Lineage: Eukaryota; Viridiplantae; Streptophyta; Magnoliopsida; Alismatales; Araceae. The record is from the annotation of a GenBank genome assembly.
AUGGAUCCGGUGGGCGCAUCAAUACAGGGAACCCACCUUCCCCCGCCCUUCCACACCAGAGAAUUCCAUCACCACCUCUCCCUCCACCACCACCUGCAACUCCGCCACCAGCAGCUCCAACAGCAUCAGCAGCAGCCCAAUUCCGACGACGAUACCGGCGGUGCCGCCACCACUGGCCUCAACCGGGGCCUCAAGCGAGAACACGACGACAACCCCCUACCGGACGGCGCCACCAACAAUAGCUCCACAAGCAACAACGAGAACAACAACAACAGCAACAACAAUGGCGGAGGAGAGGGGUCCUCCGGCGACGGCGGCGGCGGGGGCGAAUUCGCCCGCCGGACUCGGGGGCGGCCGGCCGGAUCGAAGAACAAGCCGAAGCCGCCGAUCAUCAUCACCCGCGACAGCCCCAACGCGCUGCGCACCCACCUGAUGGAGAUCGCCAGCGGGUGCGACGUCGGCGAGACCGUCGCCGCCUUCGCCCGCCGCCGACAGCGCGGGGUCUGCGUGCUCAGCGGCAGCGGCACGGUGACCAACGUCACCCUUCGGCAGCCCGCCUCCCCGGGGGCCGUCGUGAAGCUCCACGGCAGCUUCGAGAUCCUCUCCUUGUCGGGCUCCUUCCUGCCGCCGCCGGCGCCGCUCGACGCCACCGGCUUCGCCGUCUACCUCUCCGGCGGGCAGGGGCAGGUCAUCGGCGGCAGCGUGGUGGGAGCGCUGAUUUCCUCCGGUCCGGUGGUGCUCCUGGCGGCGUCGUUCGGCACUGCGGCGUACGAGAGGCUCCCCCUCGACGACGGCGACGAGCCCCUCGUGGGGCCGCUGGAAUCGCCGGCCGGGCUAGUGGCGCCGCCGCUUCCGCCUCCGCCGCUGUCGCAGCACCAGCAGCAGCUCUCUCCCGACGUGAACACGAUGCUGUUCCAGAGCCUCCCGCCGAACCUUCUCAGCCGCGUCCAGGUUCCACCCGAGGUCUACCCCUGGGCCUCCGGCGGCGCCGCCAGGCCGUCCUACUGA